Messenger RNA from Cladophialophora bantiana CBS 173.52, 333 nucleotides. RefSeq lists its product as uncharacterized. The record is from RefSeq and is a predicted model, not a curated record. NCBI's taxonomy places the organism in Eukaryota, Fungi, Ascomycota, Eurotiomycetes, Chaetothyriales, Herpotrichiellaceae. Bases 1 to 333 code for a protein of 110 amino acids. The transcript has a single exon.
AUGAAUCGGUGGAGCACAAGAAAAGCCGGCUUACUCAACGACCUGCGCAAUUUGAACUCAAACUCCGAUGAGCAGCAAAACGGCUCCUCUCUAAACGCCACUGCCCCUCGCCCGCCUGAUGCCGGAACACAGACGAAGCCGGAGGAAUUGAAUAACAGCAGCCAUCUCCAAAAUUUGCCGCAAAACAGAGUAUGCAAAUCCCGCUUCCUCGCCGCGAUGUCGCCGAACCCGUCCAGGAUGCCAUCGCCAUCCAAGAGAAGGUCGAUCGACGCCAAUAUCCCCAACGACCCUAAUCCGCAAGAUUGCAAACGACCUCGGCAGACUUCCCAGUGA